Messenger RNA from Thecamonas trahens ATCC 50062, 2832 nucleotides. RefSeq lists its product as uncharacterized. NCBI's taxonomy places the organism in Eukaryota, Apusomonadida, Apusomonadidae. Gene Ontology annotation, biological process: regulation of mitotic cytokinesis; intracellular signal transduction. Bases 1 to 2832 code for a protein of 943 amino acids. The transcript has 2 exons. The record is from RefSeq and is a predicted model, not a curated record. Gene Ontology annotation, molecular function: microtubule binding.
AUGUCGCUUCGCCAGCUGCUGGUCGACGCCUGCGCCGCAGACUCGGUCCUCCGUGCCGAGGUCACCCGUUCGGUGGCGGCUCUGCUCUCGGCCAAGUCGCGGACCUCGGGCGGCACAAGCCCGGUCAAGCAUGUUCAGCCCGACGAUUCGCCGCUGGACGACCCGCGCAUGUCCCGCCGCCCGCCGUCGGCGGCUGCCUCGCCCGCUGGCCGCCGUCGUCCACCCUCUGCUGCAUCGGCCGCCUCGCCGUCCUCGCGCCCGCGAUCGAGGGCGUCGCGGACAAAGUCGCGCAAGACUGGCUCGCCUGAGCGCGGUUCGCCCAAACGGCGCGGCGGCCUGUUUGACAGGCUCCCGCCCAAGGCUCUCCGCGUCCGCGCCUUCCGCAACGGCUACGACAAUGACAAGGACGGCGUGUCGAUCGCCGCCAAGUCGCUCGACCAGCUGCUAACGCUCGCCACGGCCAAGCUCAACCUCAACUCGGCCGCUCGCAGAAUUUUCCGCGCCUCGGGUGUCGAAGUCAAGGAUAUGCCUGCUCCAGCGCCCGCCGCCGACGCCGACUCUGACGCUGAGACCAGCAGCCCAGCUGAGAGCCGCAGCUAUGCCACCUUUAGCGACCUCGCCGCCGACGAGCCGGUCUUUGUCUCGAUGGGCGAAGCAUGGGUUGAUCCCAAGAUGCGGGGUAUCCGCCGAACGGUGGUCUCGACCUCGGGCGUCGGCUCGGAGACUUCGCCAUCGAAGCGGUGGGACCGGUUUACUCCGCCGGCCAAGACCUCGGUUGUGGCCUUUAAGAACGGGAGCCACGAGGACUUUGAGGGCGUCCGCAUUCCAGGCGCUUCGGUUGAUGAGCUCCUCAUCUCGGCAACCGCCAAGCUCCCACUCACUACCGCAGGCCGCGCGCUCUACCUCGCCGACGGCUCGCGGGUUGUCGACUCGCUGCCGCCGGGCACGCCUGCUUACGCCUCGCCGUCCCGCGGUCGCGCCUCGGUUACCGCGCUCUCCGGCUCUGGCUCUGACUCUGGCGAGCAGAUUCCUGAUGCGAGCGACGACGACGCACACGCAGACGGGGCCAGCGGGUCGGUGGCAUCGCCAACGCGGCGGACCCACAAGAAAGGCCGCGAGCCGCUUGUCCUCUUCUCAGAGCUCGAGUCUGGAACUCACGUGUUUGUUUCGUGUGGCGAGCCGUUCCGGGUGCCUGGCGAUCUCAAGCCCAUCAUCUCACUCAUCCGCCCGCUGCCAGCCGACUCGCGGCUCCUGCCGCGGCCGGCCAAGUACUUUCAAGUCCUGCCAAACGGCAAGCUGCCGAGCAAGUUCCACGCGCCGCGGAUCUCGGGCUUUUCGCUCGAGGAGCUCCUUGCCGCCGCAACCUUCCGGCUCGGCUUUCCGACUCAUGCCUCUGCGCUCUUCACCGAGGACGGCGCCGUCGUCGUCGAGACUCCGCCGGAGCACCUACUUCGUCUCGAACGACAGGAGCAGGCCGCCAUGGCCAAGGUUCGCAAGUCGAUGGCCGAUGCCGCCUCGGCCGCCAACCAAGACGCAGCGUCGGAUGGAGGCGCGAGCAAGCGCAAGAGCAAGCGCAAGAGCAAGAGCAAGCGCAAGCGCAAGAGCAAGAACAAGAAAAAGUCGUCGCACUCGGCUUCCGGCUCGAGCUCCUCCAACUCGGGCUCAGGCUCAGGUUCAGGUUCCAGUUCGGGCUCGGGCUCGGGCUCAGGCUCAGGCCCCAGUUCGGGCUCGGGCUCGGGUUCAGGUUCAGACUCGGGCUCGAACUCGCACUCGGAUACCGGCGGCAGCGACAACGGUAGCACUGCCGGCGACGCCGGCCCUGUUGCGUUUGAGGACUUUGAUGUGGGCGAGGUCCGCCGGCGGUACGUACUGCUCAAGGAACUGCAGUCCGGGACCAUGCUUUGGGCAUCGCGGGGCGAGCCGUGGCUCCGACCCGGCUCGCGCAAGCCACUGACCAAGCGGAUCCGUCCGCUGCCGGAGGACUCGCCGCUCAUUCCUAAGACUAAGAAACGGCUGAUUGUGCUGAUGAACGGCGAGAACCUGCUGCGGAAGGGCAAGCGCAUCUGCGGCAACACGGUCCAGGAUAUCCUGCACCAGUGCCACGAGCCGCUCGGCAUUGCCGGUCAGCCGAAGCUCCUGUUUCUCGGCGAUGGCAAGAUUGUGGUUGACGAGUACGACGAGAAGAACCCCGGCCGCAUCCCGCGUCCGCCCAAGUCGGUCAACCCGAUCGCCGAAGCAAAGAAGCAGCUCCGCGAUGCCGAGCCGAUCACGCCUGUCCGCCUCCAGCAGUCGUCGCAGUACGGGCGCGGCGUGCUUGCCGACGCCUCGUGGCGCGGUCAGCCGCAUCUUCGGAUCGGAAACUCGCUGCUUCACGCUGCACCGCCGCUCAACUUUGGCAUUGUUCGCGGUGGCCGUGAGCGUUGUGUCAAGCUCGCUGAGCUGGGCGACAAGGCCCUAGUCUGGGUCUCGUGCGGCGAGUCGUUCAAGUCGCUCGUUCCCUCGCAGGACAAGUACAACCCGCAUCCCAACGUGCCGACCAUCCGACCGGACUCGCGCCUGUUGACUCGCAAGCGGACGCGGGUCUUUGCCUACAAGAACGGCUGGUUCCACAAGGGAACCGGCCACGCCGUUGUCGGUGCCACCCUCGAUGACCUCCUGAACGAGUGCACCACCGCCCUCUCGAUGAUCCUACCCGCCACCAUCCUCUACACGGAGGACGGCGAGCGCAUCACCGACAUCACCAAGCUCGAGAAGGACCAGAUCGUCUUUGCUGCGCACACCCCGCCGUUCCGCCGCACCGACGAGCCGCUCGUCACCAACCCGGGCAAGUAA